UUGGGCCGAAAGGAGAGCUGCUGAUCCACGGUGAAAUUUGGUCGGCAAGCUCGAGGCUGUUUGUCAAGGGCAGCAUAGAUAGCAUCGAACUCGCUCGCCCACUCACUGUCAACUCAGGAGGGAGUGGCUACUGGGUUGGAUUUAUUUAUUUAUUUUGUUUCCCUCGAACGCUCAACUGUCCCCCUUUCAUUUCUUGCAAAAUGUCUGUACUUUCAAAUUCCUUGGUUUCAUCAACAAAUCCUCCAACCCAACUAUUUUCUGGUUCUCAUCCAAGGCCUGCGUGGCAAAGCUUUGGGAGUGCCAACUGCCCCAACUUGGCAUUCAAUUCUAACAAUUUAAGGAAACUGCAUCUUUCUAACUCCAGUAGGGCACUCACUGUUCAUGCUUCGUACAGUGAUGGUGGAAGGUCAAGCAGUUCAAGCGCCUUUGUUGGGGGUUUUGUUUUGGGAGGGCUCGUGGUUGGUGCACUUGGUUGUGUAUUUGCCCCUCAGAUCAGCAAGGCACUAACUGUAGCUGAUAGUAAGGACCUAAUGAAGAAACUGCCUAAAUUCAUAUACGAUGAAGAAAAAGCUUUGGAGAAAACACGGAAGGUACUGACAGAGAAGAUUGCUCAGCUGAACGCCGCUAUUGAUGAUGUUUCCGGUCAGCUUCGAUCCGACGACGCCCCAAAUGGAGUUGCUGUAAACUCUGAUGAAAUUGAAGCAGCCAUAUGAAUUGCCUUGCUAUUCACAUCAUGGUUUAAAUGGUUUAUUAGUAAGAAAUAAUAGGGAAUUUGUUGUAAUUUUCCUAUUUUCUCCACAGACACUGUAACUCUGUCUUUGUAAUAUGUGGUUGAAGAAACAUGAAUACUUAAAAAGGACUUUUUUAUACAUUAAAGCAAGAUUCUCAA
This is a messenger RNA of Hibiscus syriacus, 889 nucleotides long. RefSeq lists its product as uncharacterized. The record is from RefSeq and is a predicted model, not a curated record. The coding region runs from base 201 to 713 and encodes 170 amino acids. NCBI's taxonomy places the organism in Eukaryota, Viridiplantae, Streptophyta, Magnoliopsida, Malvales, Malvaceae. Gene Ontology annotation, cellular component: chloroplast inner membrane; chloroplast thylakoid membrane. The transcript has 5 exons.